AUUGAGAUAGUGGAGGAGAGGAGGCUUGUUGGGCACGAAUGCCACUCGUUGCGCGUGCUUAUAAUUUGGAGAGGUGUAUGCAGCGCACGGCCCGGUCGCCUUUCCAGGUGGAAAUCCACGAGGAGCUGAGACCGAACUUAACUGGGACGACUGGUGAACCCAGUUCAGGACAGGUGAAAUUCCCAGCAGGCUGGGGAAGGCCACAGGAUCGAUUCCGAUGCAGGAAAAUAACAGCCAGCACGGGUCAUGGAUGAACUCCAGCAAAAUAUUGGAUGUUUGACACCAACAGUUGAAGAAUAACUGAGGAGUACCAAGGACAUUUUUUUUUUCAUUGGAUUCAUUUUUUAAUAAUUAAAAAUACAAUUUUUUGUCAUUGACAAUGGGUAAUAUGCCAUGAAAGCGAGGCUAAUCGACAAGGAAUUAGUCAAAUAACCGAUGUGAAGGACUACAAUUCAAAGCCGGAAGGAUUUUAAGUGAAACGGCGCAGACAUGAAGGAGAAAUCUAAAACUGCCGCAAGGACUAGACGAGAAAAGGAGAACAGUGAGUUUUAUGAACUGGCCAAAAUGUUGCCUUUACCGUCCGCCAUCACCUCCCAGCUGGACAAAGCGUCCAUCAUAAGACUGACGACCAGCUACCUGAAGAUGAGGAUUGUUUUCCCUCAGGGUCUUGGGGAAGCGUGGGGUCAUACAAGCCGAUCAAGAUCUUUGGACAAUGUUGGACGAGAGCUGGGAUCUCAUUUACUGCAGACGCUGGACGGAUUCAUCUUCGUUGUAGCUCCAGACGGGAAAAUAAUGUACAUAUCAGAGACAGCGUCCGUCCAUUUAGGACUCUCUCAGGUAGAGUUGACCGGUAACAGUAUUUAUGAGUACGUCCAUCCUGCCGAUCAUGACGAGAUGACCGCCGUGUUGACGCCACAUCAGCCAUAUCACUCACACUUCGUCCAAGAAUAUGAAAUGGAGCGCUCUUUCUUCUUGCGGAUGAAGUGCGUGCUGGCAAAAAGGAACGCAGGCCUGACCAGCGGUGGAUACAAGGUGAUCCACUGCAGCGGCUACCUGAAGAUCCGUCAGUACAGUUUGGACAUGUCACCCUUUGAGGGCUGCUAUCAGAACGUAGGUCUGGUUGCUGUGGGUCACUCUCUGCCUCCGAGCGCCGUGACGGAGAUCAAACUGCACAGCAACAUGUUCAUGUUCAGAGCCAGCCUGGACAUGAAGCUCAUCUUCCUCGACUCCAGGGUGGCCGAGCUGACGGGUUAUGAGCCCCAGGACCUGAUCGAGAAAACCUUGUACCAUCACGUCCACGGCUGUGACAUCUUCCACCUCCGCUGUGCACACCACCUCUUGCUGGUAAAAGGCCAAGUCACCACUAAGUAUUAUCGUUUCCUUGCCAAGCAUGGCGGCUGGGUCUGGGUCCAGAGUUACGCCACAAUUGUGCACAACAGCCGGUCCUCGAGACCCCACUGCAUCGUCAGUGUCAACUAUGUCCUCACGGAUACUGAAUACAAAGGAAUGCAGCUGUCCUUGGACCAAAUGAGCCCAACCAAGCCUGCCUUUCCCUACGCUGAUAGUCACAGUGAAGACAGGAAGAGUACCAAGUCACGUCUGACCACCACAAAGGCCAAAGCUAGAGUGUCACCCUACCCACAGUUUUCAGCUUUCAAUCCAGAGCGUUCAGAGUCAGACCAAGACAGCCAAUGGGGAGGCAGCCCACUGACGGACUCCGCAUCUCCUCAGCUGUUGGAUCCCAGCGAGGCAUCAGAGGCGUCCUGCGCCUACCGACUGUAUCCAGACUCAGGAUCCUUGUGCUAUGGCCUGGGUCUAUCAGAGGAUGAUCUUGCCCAUGCCCAGACACAUCCUCACACAACCACCUGCGACCGAGUGCGAUGCCAGAGCGGCCGUUACUUCCUCGGGACCCCUCAGUCGGGAAGAGAUAUGUGGUGGGACGCCACGCGUUCUGUUCUCUCACUGCCGAAGACGUCUACUGAGAACAGCGAGGGCUACGAAAUCACAUCCUACCAUGGAGCAAUUCACGGACGGGGUCAAUGGGAUGAAGACAGUGUGGUGAGUUCACCCGAUGGAGGCGGGUCCACCAGUGAUUCAGGUGAACGCUACCAUGGUGACCACUUCCGGGCAAGAGAGCCAAGCAAGAUGGAGACUCUUAUCCGGGCCACACAGCAGAUGAUCAAAGAGGAAGAGACUCGUUUGCAGCAACACAAAGCGCCACUGGACGUCUCUGGACUUGUCAAAGCGCACAGCCCAUGCUUCACCUCUGUGUUACCCCACCACCCCCAGCUCACCAUGCCCAGCGUCGUGUGUCGUGGCCCUGGAGCCUCCAGCAUCGACCUGUCCUCUGAACGCCUUCAUCAUCGGGAUGGCGUCAAAGUGCUAGGUCCACAUGAUACUGACGAAAACACAACUAGUCCAGUGUCCAUGUCUCGUCUCAGCAGCCCCAGCUCAGAUGGGAUCCCAAGAUCAGGCCUUUCUCUUGCCAAAGACUACAUGCAGACGGAUCUGUCGCCUCAUCCUCCACAGCCUCAAGGAAGUCCGCUGCUCUAUACAGCCCAAGAUCGACAACCCCUGGACAGGCAAGCGGCCUACGCUUUGACUGGGUACUCCUUGGAGCACCUGUAUGAUCCAGAGAAUCUGAGGAGUUACUCGGGCCUGGCUUGUGGGGGAGUCCAGUACGAUGUGGCAUCGCAUGUGAGGAUGCAAGCCGAGCAGAUGCAGGGACAUAAGGCCACAUCAGUUAUCAUAACCAAUGGGAGUUGACGAUGUCUGGUGCACAUAGGUCCUGUUCUCAUGAAAAGGGUGUUGCAGGAAGGUAGUGCUUGAUGCACAAGCAAACACUGAGCAGGUGAUUGAUACAAAUGGAGGGACAACAAAAAAGAACACAGUACCUGUGCAAGGUUGGUUUGCUCUUGGUGGCUCAUUCAGCACAAGUUGUGUGUUGCCAGCCUUUGCAUUGCACAAUUCUCUUCAACUUAUCAUCAAAGGAUGAUAUGAACCAGCGUUUAAGAAGUGACAUUGGGUAUGCCACUUCACAGGAAGGGGGUUUGCUCCAUUUCAAGAAAGGUGUUAUUUUAGUGGCGUCAAACUGAUUUUACCUCCCUGCCAAAGGCGACCCAAGUUCUUAGUCUGGUUAAACAUCAACCAGUGUUUCUGUUCCAAACGCCUCACGCACUGUUGGCCAUGUGAGUUAAUCUGUCCUGGACACAGUUUCCAAAGGUAGAAAGAAAGUAUGUUGUUCCAUUGCCCCUUUACCUGAAAACUCUGUCACAGGGAGCAUAAUGUUUGACACGUGAAGUGCAACAUGGGAAAGGCAAGCGUUUUACUAUUGUAAGAUGUCAGUGUUUCCUGGUAUUUAUUUGUCAGUGGGCUGUUUUCUGUAUGUGUCAUUUUUUCCUGUCCAAGUAGAAUCUUAACUGGUUGAAUAAAAUUAGUUUCGGUGUUUGGAUGACACCUAUAUUAGAUUUUUUAAAAACAUUGAAGAGGGAAAACAGAAAAAAAGCAUCUGAUUUGUAAAAGUGUUAAAUGAACAAGUAAUCUUCUGAUUUCAUGUGGGCUGGUAUGCGCCCUCCCUUGGGGCGUAAAGAGAUGACGCACUUGUAAUCUGCCUUUUACAUCUAAAUAUAGGCACAGUCUGUUUCCACAUACAGUUAGCUACAGGAGCUAAAAGGAUACAUUUAAGGGUAUUAUUUUUCCUGUUUUACCUCACCUAACUGUUACCCUACUGAUCAGCAUAUAUCAAGUGUGCUUUAAACUCUUACUGAACAUAAGAUUGUUCUUAAAGAAUCCAUUCACUUUUUGUCCUGAUGGCCUAAAUGGUGAAAAUAAUUGAUAUGAACUCCUCUAAAAAUAUGUCAAAUGUCUUUUGUCUCUUAUUUAAUUUGUGAUGUAAAUAUUCUCACUCAAUGAACUUUUGAAAAAAAGUGACAAGAUUAUUUAUUGAUUGGUUUUAAAAAGUCUCUUAAUCUAAAUACAGUUGC
This is a messenger RNA of Notolabrus celidotus (New Zealand spotty), 3983 nucleotides long. RefSeq names its product single-minded homolog 1-like. The record is from RefSeq and is a predicted model, not a curated record. The coding region runs from base 490 to 2766 and encodes 758 amino acids. Gene Ontology annotation, biological process: regulation of transcription by RNA polymerase II. Lineage: Eukaryota; Metazoa; Chordata; Actinopteri; Labriformes; Labridae. Gene Ontology annotation, molecular function: RNA polymerase II transcription regulatory region sequence-specific DNA binding; protein dimerization activity; DNA-binding transcription factor activity, RNA polymerase II-specific. The transcript is spliced from 12 exons.